Botrytis sinoallii is the source of this 795-nucleotide messenger RNA. RefSeq lists its product as uncharacterized. The transcript has 3 exons. Bases 1 to 795 code for a protein of 264 amino acids. The record is from RefSeq and is a predicted model, not a curated record. Gene Ontology annotation, molecular function: oxidoreductase activity. Lineage: Eukaryota; Fungi; Ascomycota; Leotiomycetes; Helotiales; Sclerotiniaceae.
AUGACUUCGUUUAACCUUCCCCCCAAUAUCUCCCUCGAAGGGAAAGCCGCCAUAGUGACUGGCGGUUCCCGUGGAAUCGGAGCUGGCAUUGCUCUGGAACUUGCUAAGCGCGGUGCCAAAGUUGCCAUUGUGUACCACUCCGAUAAAAGUACUCCGGCAGCUGAAAAAGUCGCAAGUCAAAUUAGCGAAUUAGGGAGUGCAGCCUGCUUGGUGCAAGUUGACCUUGCGACGCUUGACGCUGGACGUCGUGUUAUCGACCAGGCUUUGAAAGGACUCCAUGUCAGCAAGAUUGACAUUCUCGUCAACAAUGCUGCAUCAUAUCCUCCAUUUUUACCAGUCUUAGAACUGGAUGGGGCAUUAUUUGAUCAUGAAUACAUGGUCAACGUGCGUGCACCACAUCUUCUUGUGCAAGCUUUGCUCCCUCAUAUCGCCGAAAAAGAUGGCCGAGUAAUCAAUAUAUCGUCGGGACUAUCUCGUAUAGGUAUCAACAAUCUCUCCCUAUACGCAUCCACCAAGGCUGCUCUGGAAUGCUUGGGACGUCAGUGGGCGCAUGAACUCGCAUGCCCGUACAAAAUGACAGUCAACAACUUGGCCCUGGGUGAGAUUGACACUAGUGUCGAGGGAGGAGACAUUCCAGAUGAAUUUCGGGAUACACAGGUCAAUGGGCCGAGUGCGGCAAAACGUCACGGUACUGUUGGAGAGGUGGCUAAUGUUGUUGCCUUCCUAGCUAGCUCUGGUGCCAGUUGGAUCAAUGGAAACACGGUUUCAGUCAGUGGUGGCCAUGUUUACAUUUAG